AUCGGCCUAAACGCGUUUGUCAAAAAUAGUUGUAAACAAAACAAUUUUCUAGUUUCUGGUCGAGAAAUCUCGUCUUUUUUUAGUUAAUUUAGAUGUUUAAUCCAUCUGAACGUUAUAAAUAGGCUUAGGAAUACGCGAAUAUAAUAAAAGCUAUUCAAUAUGCUCGCACCAACAAGAAAAUGGCCACUGGGCGUUAAUUUUCUACUCGCUGUGUUUUUUAUUGCAGCAAAAAGCGCACAUUCUCAAAGAAUUAAAGACGAUAUGUACACAUCCAUCAGCGGAGCGCACUGUUUCCGGCGGCUGAACGGAACUCAUGUCACCGGAUGCAGCAGUGAAUUGGGUGGUUCGGUCGGUGUUUUGCAUUUGAUAAGAUCGUCGGCGGAUAUCGAUUUCAUAGUAAAUGAUCACCCAGCUCCACCCUACGCCCCCAUAAUUCCGCCGCAUCUUUUCACUCGAGAGAACAUUCUACGAUUGAAGGAACAGGGUGCAGAGAUUGUCUCUGCCGUGGUUUUGAUAAACAAUGCUUCCAUGUUGGAACAGUACAGUCACGAAUCACGGUGUCCUAAUCAAUUCAGUGGAUUAGUUUCUCGAGACAGUGAGUCUUGUAGUGUGGAUCAACCGGACAACAGUUGGAAUCCUUGGGGCACAGGCCUAUUGUUGGAAGAUUUUCCAUUUCCGAUUUACUACGUGGCAGACCCUGAUGAAAUCAAAACGUUGUUAGAUUGUUUUGAGAAAUUCAAUAAUUAUGACCUAAGCAAUCAGCACAAAAGAAGCUUGUGUAGCAUUCAGGUUAAAGCAUUCAUGUCAGCAGCGUUGAGCUCGAGAGUAUGCUGGUCUCGAUCUGCUGUCUUCAAUUCGUUGAAUCCAGUAAAAUUUUGUGAUCCGUUGCAAGGAAAGAAUGUCUUUGCAACGUUAUUUCCUCGUGUUCAAGUAAAACCGGAAGAACGAAAGCUGGAUUUAACAGAACGGUUCAUACUUGUAUCGACACGAAUGGACACUACAUCCAUGUUUGAUGGAAUCGGGGCUGGAGCAAUGGAUUCGCUGGUUCCUUUUUCCGUUUUGAUAUCACUUUCCCACGUUUUGGCGAAUGUGUUGCCUGAAAGAAUCAAUUCAAAUGAUCCUAAUGUGUUGUUCGUUUUCUUUAACGGCGAAUCAUAUGACUACAUUGGAUCUCAGCGAUUUGUCUACGAUUUGCAAAAUGGGUUGUUUCCCAAGGGCGGCUUGGCAAACCCAAUAUCAUUAGAGAAUAUAGAUUUAAUGAUUGAUAUAGGUACAAUAGAUGAUCUCAAUGAUCUUAAGGUCUAUCAUGCCUCAGAAAUCAAGGAUAUACAACUGAUUUCAUCAACAAUUGAUAAAAUCAACACUAAAUUCCAAUUCAAUAUCAAGGCGGAAGCACCGAUCUUAACAACGAAUCUGCCUCCAGUGUCGUCCCAUUCCUUUCUACGAGAGAAUUCCAGCUUUCCUGCAAUAAUUUUUACGACGGCGCCAAAAAAUCGUUUCUACCAUUCUAUUUACGACGACAGUGAAAAUUUAAAAUUUGUUUAUGGAAAUCAUUCAAAGGGGAACGAUUUUACUCAACUGGAAGAUUUGUCCAAAAGAAAUAGUUUCUUUGCAAGUGACUCAAUUCAAAUGCGCAUACGCAACGCAUCUUCUUUGCUAGCUAUGGUCAUGUACGAGCGAAUUACCGGCCUUCCAUACAAUGCAAACUUUGGAGCCAGCAGCCUGUUAGUAGACGAGUUCCUGUACUGUUUUCUUACUUCAGCAGACUGUCCAUUAUUUCACGCAGUCUCUAAACCCGAUCAUCCCAAACCUUACGGCAAACCACCACCACCAAUCCGAUACAUUAGCGUACACUCAACGCUCCCUUCGGAGGCUUCGGGUUGGAUUUAUCAUAUGCUCGGAUUUCUCGUUGGCCAAAAGGUCCCUAACGCAACUAGCAAAGCAGAAUGCAAGGCCAUGCAUCAGCCGUAUAAAUGGUACGCCGGUUACUCCGGUGCUGGUGAGUGCCAUUGGACUACCCAAAACUUCAGCCAAGCUUUAUCGCCAGCGUUUCUCAACGAUAGUUAUGAUUACACUUCUCGUAACUAUUCUACUUGGACUGAGUCGACAUGGCGAGAAAUGUCUGCGCGUAUUUUCCUACGCCCAUCUGCUGUACACGAGUCGCUAACACUGUCGAUUGGUUUUGUGGUGUUGCUUAUAUCGUUCGUGCUGGUAUUUCUUAUCAACAGCCGAUCUGAGGUGCUGUUUAAUCAAUGCGCGUCAACGGUACCAAUCGCCCCUCCAACACAGUGUUAGGAACUAAAUUUAAACAUCUCACUGUCCCUAACAGCAAGACUGCAGAAUGACCAAAGCUGCUAGGCUGCGAUCAUCGAUCGAUUAACUAAUAGUAAUUCAACUUUCCAUGUUAUGUUUAUCCAUUACAAGCUUGCUCAUUUAUUACCUUCUUUAAAUUCCAAUGCUGAAAAAUCUUAUUUUUUCUACGUGCUAAUUUAUACUGAUACAAACGGUGAUUACACGAAUACUUAUAAUAAAUUAUUGAUCAAACC
This is a messenger RNA of Uranotaenia lowii, 2546 nucleotides long. It is a transcript of the gene Nct, whose product is annotated as nicastrin. Gene Ontology annotation, cellular component: membrane. The record is from RefSeq and is a predicted model, not a curated record. NCBI's taxonomy places the organism in Eukaryota, Metazoa, Arthropoda, Insecta, Diptera, Culicidae. The transcript has 3 exons. Gene Ontology annotation, biological process: Notch receptor processing; protein processing. The coding region runs from base 160 to 2295 and encodes 711 amino acids.